Paramecium pentaurelia is the source of this 1137-nucleotide messenger RNA. NCBI's taxonomy places the organism in Eukaryota, Ciliophora, Oligohymenophorea, Peniculida, Parameciidae. The record is from the annotation of a GenBank genome assembly.
AUGAAGUUUUCAACUUUUUCACCUGAAGUAGAUUUAGAAAAUUACAAUUACUCCUAUAAUUUUGGCUUCAUUUAUAUUCAUAUCAUUGAAAUAUAGAAAACACAAAGAUAUCAUUCAUAUAAGAAUUUUUCUAUAAAGUUGAGUCACUGUCACAAAGAAGAGCAGAUAUUCUGUAAGGAUGUGAUCAUAUUAAAGUUAGGUAGCUAAUUGUUUUUAUUAGCGAAUCAUUAAUUGAUUUUUAUAAAACCUAUCUCCUCACUUUUGGUUUCUUUAAGAAUAUGCAUCCAAUCGAAUACAAAAAAUUAUAUUUUAAUUUUAUGAAGGUAUAUUUAAUAAUUCACAUUGUAUGCGGAAUCAUUACAUAUGAUUCCAAUACGAUUACUAAUUUUGCUUAUUAGUAUAGUGGAGGAAGUAAAUGCAUUUCACCUUAACAACGAUAAAAAACAGUCUAUUUUUCUGACAUAUUUGCAAGACCUCCAAAAAUAAUUUUAUAAACUCAAAUGUUCGACUUAGAACAUCCAUAUCUAAAUUUCACCCUUCAGAUUAUGACUGUUACAACAGAUUGUAUUAUUUAUCAAAGUAUUAGAUUUUAUACUGCAUUAAAAAUGCGAUUAUUCAGUAGUCCAUGGUAUUGUAAUUAGAUGGUAAGCAAUGGAUGAUGAAAGAAUUUAAGUUAUAAAUGAGUUUAACAUGAUAUCAUUAUAGAAUAAAACUUAUUCUCACAACAACCCUAAUGUCGAAGAGGCGAUUAUCUCUUUGAUUAAUUUAUCCUAUAAGGGUUCUAUUAAGUUCAAUAUCGAGGUAUUUAUUAAGAGAUAUCUACUUAGAUCGCUGAAUUAACGACAAAAAAUGUAUCUGUUGUAAUAACAAAUCCAAACGAUGGCUUAAAAAAUCUGCUUGUUUUGGGUUAUUAAGUAAUUUUAGGAGUCAAAGAAGCUAUUUCACAUUUUAGUUCCAUCUAUACAACUGCUGCCUAUACAAGUCCUCAUUAUAAUUUUAAAGAUUCUUCUUGGUUAAUUACACCUUUCAUUGGAUUUUCUUAUGAUGUAACAGCUAACAUUAGACUAAAUUUAACUCAUUAUACAGAUCAAUAGGCAAUAUGGUAUCAGCUUAAUUCAUUUGUAGGUACAAUUGAUU